Messenger RNA from Anastrepha ludens (Mexican fruit fly), 6792 nucleotides. RefSeq lists its product as uncharacterized. The coding region runs from base 356 to 2788 and encodes 810 amino acids. The record is from RefSeq and is a predicted model, not a curated record. Gene Ontology annotation, molecular function: protein binding. The transcript is spliced from 8 exons. Lineage: Eukaryota; Metazoa; Arthropoda; Insecta; Diptera; Tephritidae.
AAUAAAAACAAAAAUAUAAGUAAAAAAAAAUUAAAAAAGUAAUAAAAUUUAAAAAAACCUAUUUCGAAUAUCAAAACUGACCUUCAUUGCUUUUAUUAAAAAUGCUUUACAAAGAUUACAGUAAAAUUAUCAAUAAAUAAAAUAUUGUUGUACUCAUAGAAAAUUUAUAAAAAAAAGCAAAAAAAAAAUUCUUCAAAAAAUCCUCAAAGCAACGCGCAAUUUUUAGCCAACUAUAACAUACAUAAAUUUCUGAAAACAAAAAAAAAAUAUUUAAACACCAAACACCCACAUAUUUGCAGCUGCAGUCAGCCACCCAGUCUACCCAUUAGCCAGCCUACGCUACGCCACGCCGCGCAUGUUUCAUAAUCGCAUUUUAAUGGGCGUUGCGCACGCGCCCGGCAUACGUCUGCUGCGUCGAAGCGCCGAAGCCGCCAAAUUUCUAACCGUACUUUUUCUAAUUUUGACUCAGAAUGUCUCGAGCUUUAGCUGCGCUUCCAAUGCUAUUAACACCGCCAGCGAUGGCUACACGAGUUGGGCCUCUACGCAGACAGGUGUAGUUGGAAGCCCAGCAGCAGCAGCAGCAGCCGCCGUCGACAUGCAUCGCUUGGCAAAACGAAUGGAUUUGGAGCUAUGUUUGGGAAAAUUUGAAAUCCACAAAAACACCAUAAUUCGCACGGGCGAAUCUCAAACGCUUGGUGGCAAGUACUUGCAAGGGCUGGAGCUCGACACCGCCGAGGAAUGUCAACGGCUCUGCUGCGAAACGGAAUCCUGUGACGUUUACGUGUUUGAAGACAAAAGCGAUGGCUAUUGUUAUCUUUUCGAGUGUGGCCCACCCGAGAAUUUCCACUGUAAAUUCACACGCCAUGCCAACUACACCAGCGCAGUUCUGACAGUCGCGCGACAUUUGACCGAAAUGACUACGACGAAACCCAGUGUGUCACACGCCAUUUCCACCAACAACAUUUCCCAGCAAGAGUGGGAACUGUCAAGUUUAAAAGUGAAACCAGAAACGCGUGACAAAGCAACAGUCGCAGGAGGAACAGGUGGAGUAGAGGGUGCGGCGUCCGGCAUGUCAGCUGCAGCCAUUGCUGUCAGUGGCAGUGCCAAUGUGGCGGCAACGGCGGGACCGGUGCCGAUGCUAGGCGUGGAAAAAAUACCACCAAUGAGUGUAGCUUUUCCACAAAAAGUUUACCCGGCGCAUUGUGGUCGCUUUCAGUUUACUUGCCAUUCAGGCGAAUGCAUUGCUGUCUAUAAUGCAUGUGAUGGUAUACCACAAUGUGAAGAUGGCAGCGACGAGGGACCGGAAUGUUCUGCUGCAACCUCAACUGCGAAAUCCAAUGCCGAUGCUGCAUCAUCAAAUGCAUUGGAAGCAAAUAGUCAGAAGAUCGCCUCAGUGUCCCAAUAUCAACCGCCUCUUCUGCAACAAACGGUGCAACAACAAUUGCAGUCUGUACAUCAAGCGCACCAACAACAACAACAACAACAGCAGCAGCAGCAAUCAGUGCCACAAAUGUUACCUGGUGUUGUACCACCACUCAUAAAUAAUCGCGAGGAUCCUGGAGCUUGGGCCAAUCGCAAAACAGCAGCCUCGGAACGCAGUCACGCCGAUCAAGCAACAAAUGACGUGGAAUUAAACAGUCGCAUCUUUAGUCACAAAGGUGGCAUACAAGUGCCCACUACAGGCGUGAACGCCAACAACAACCCCAACAGUGUAUUAGUUAAUUCGUAUGGUAAUACCAACAACAAUAACAACAUUAACAAUCCGAGCCUCAGUCUGAAUCCGGUCUACAAUGCAGCAACAUUGCAACGUAGCGGUAUUUUUGUGCCUCAAAUGGCUGAUUUGGCAACGGGUGGUGUUUAUGUACCGCAACAGCAACAACUACAACCGUCUCCGUCACAACAGCAACAGCAGCAGCAGCAGCAAUAUGUGGUGCCACAGGGCCACAUGAUGAUGCCACCGAAUGUGCAAUGGCAAAUGCAGCAACAACAGCACCAACAGCAAGUGGCGCCUCAGCAGCAGAUGCAACAGUCACCGCAAGAACAGCAACAAACACUGCCACUCCCUCUGCAACCGGGCCCAGCUUACAUAUUAAACACAGCCGAACAGCAAAAACAACCAGUGGCUCCGUCAGCUGACAGCAAGGCAACCGCAGUCGAGGUGGUGCCUGCAGACAAGAUAUCGCUACAGCAACAAUCGCAAGCAGUCAGUUCGCCACAAUCAAUAAUGCAGCAAUCAACGGUGCAUGUGGCCUUAUCAGCGGCGGCACCGCCAGCCGCGGCAAAAUCGAAUGCGGUGCCAGCGACGACGUUACAAAAGUCAGACGACAACAAAGUGGCCAGCAAGGCUGCUGAAAUGCCAGCGGCGCCCGAGGGAGAAUACGAUGACUAUGAUGAGGAAGAAAAGUCAACAGAGCCGCCAAAAAAGAAACACAAACACAAGAAGUUGGCCGGCAUACCCAAAGCCGAUGCGAAGAAGAAGCAACAAUUGGACCCAAUCGAGUUGGCGCUUGAAGAGCAAAGACAACGCGCACCUGCUCCCUCGCCCGUGCAUGAACAAUACAAAUUGAUACACGAAAAUCUCGGCUUGGAAUUCCGCGAUCACGAUGGACAAUCGGAGCGCCCAGGCGGUGCCAUGCUCUCGCUGACGCUUGGUCUACUGGUUACGGCGGCACUCGCCAUUCUAAUUGGCUGCCGUAUGCGUACCGUCGGUCGGCGCACGCGCCGCAUGGGCGGUAAGGCGCCUUAUUCGCAUGAGGCAGAUUUUCUGGUGAAUGGCAUGUACUUGUAAGGCAACUUAUGUUGUGGGGAGAGGGAGUGAUACAUACAUACAUACCUACAUACACGGGUGUGUAUAUGUGUGGUUGUCACUCCAACCUACUAAUCUAGCGCGGCUGUGGUGAUUCUAACAACAACAACAAAAAACAAAACUAAAACAAUUUCUUUAAAAUAAAUACGUAUGUGAAUUUCUUAAGCUGCAUGUAUACACACACACACACACAUAUGUGCAUGCUACAAAAGUGAACAUAUAACCUGCAGGGAAAGACGAGGUUAGUGAAAGAAUUUCCAGCCUUAGUGCGAGUAUUAUUUCACAACCGAAAUGCAUCGGUUCGCGGAAGAGAGCCCGAAUGCGACAGCAAUGAAAACCAUUUUUUUUUUCAUUUUUAGUUGUAUUUACACAAGUGUUUGAGAGAAGCUUAAAAGGUGCAUGGAAUGAGGCGGAAGUAAGGAAGAAGGAAUUAAAUACGGUUUUUUGUUUUCUUUUCGACAUACAGUCAUACUUCUAUAACUCGAAUCACGUUUCUCCAAUGAAAAUGCACGAAUUAUAGAGACUUCGAGCUAUAGAAUAUUUUUCUAAGAAACUGCAAACAUAAGUAAAAGUUGCAAUGCAUUAAAAUAAUCAGAAAUUAGUGACUGAAAACCUAUUUUCGUUUUGCAGUUUUCAUUAAAAAGAGAUUAUAAUUUGUUCAAAGCCUUAUAGGGGCCUUCAGUUGUUGUUGUUGUUGUUGUAGCAGCAUAAAAAUUCCCCAUACUUACAUGCGGGGAUGGCUGCUGAAUGACAGUCCUUGGCCGGAUAUAAUUCCGGGUCGUUUGGGUAACGUAGAACCGACUGACAUGGAAACGGCCCUUCAGUGGAAGUUUUUAUCGUCUGCAAAUAUCACAUAAUACAAAUAAUUGCCUCCAUUGAACCCUUAUCAUCAAUUUCGAUACCACUAAAAUGCAAAUCUGCUUCUAUGGUGUUUAGUAAUGUGCAUCGUCUGUGGUGAAACCUGCUUUUCAAACUGAUUACCAAAUGUUUCGCAAAGAAGAAGCGUCAAAACGAAAACCAAAACAUCUCGGAUGCAUUGAAAAAAAGGGGAGAAAAGAACUAAAACAAAAUUUAAGAAUUGGCGCGUACACUUCUGUAAGGUGUUUGGCAGAGCUCCUCCUCCUAUUUGUGGUUCGGGUCUUGAUGUUAUUCCACAAAUGAAGGGACCUUCAGUGUUAAGUCGACUCCGAAUGGCAGAUAUUUUUUAUGAGGAGCUUUUUUCAUGGCAGAAAUACACUCGGAGGCUUGCCAUUGCCUGCCGAGGGGCGACCGCUAUUAGAAAAAACUUUUUUUCUUCAUUUUGGUGUUUCAUCUACAGAGAUUCGAACCUAAAACUAAACAAGUACAUAAUUUGUUCUUAGAGAACAAAAUAAUUUAACUUAGAGAAUCGUGACAAAAUUCUUAAUCGGAUUAUAGAGAAAUUCGGGGUAGUGAAGUUCGAGUUAUGGGACUAAAAUUGAGUCUAUAAUGCUUUCUAUCCUAUUGUCACUCGAUUUAGUUCGAGUUAUAGAAAAUUCGAGUUAUAGAAGUUCGAGUUAUGGAAGUUUGACUGUAUGUAUAUCAUUUUGUGUUAAGUCUAGAUUUUUUCUAAAACUUUUGAAUGCUGCCAAAAAAAAAACAUUUUCUAGAACUUGAAAACUUGAAGAAAUAGCUGAUUUUUUCCAUUUCUGGAAUUUCAUAUUAUAAUAAUGAGAAGAGCCUACAGCUAUACUGUGAAGAAUAUGGUGAAGCGUUAACGAGUCACAUUUUUUUUACACAAACAGCGCACCGAAAUUCUUGUCAACGGCCAUAUUGUUAUGCAGAAGAAAUACAUAUUGAGCCCAUUUUCCUCUUAGUUUCUUCUUAACCCCUUGCCGUGCUUUAACGAGUCAGACUCGUGAUGAAAGUUUUGGCUCAAACAUAAAUAUGACGAGCCAGGUUCGUGAAUAGAUCGUCGGAUCAAACGUAAACAUCAUGAACUCACGACCAAGGCUCGAAUGCUAGUUUCUAUCUGUACGCCCCCAGAAUUAGCCACGAGUCUCAUAAUUGCAUUUACAAAGUCAGUCUGAUCUGUUUACCACGCGUUGUCGCGUAACACGUAAGAAGCUUACUGAAUCGCAAAAAACAUGUAAGGUAUCUUCAUGUAAAAAUUUUCCAGUAACCUCGCUCGCAAAGAGAAAAAUAUCACAAAAAAGUACAUGCACGGAAAACCAGUAACAAUUUGCAAAUUUUACGAACAGCUGAUCAAAUUGUUGGCGGAAAUAAUCAUAAAGAGUAAACAUUUUUCAGUGAGCUACCUCGUAUUAAAUUGAAAAAAUACACAUAAAAUUCAAAAUAACGAGCAUGAUUUUAUUUUGCCAAAACAACUUGCUUCAGAUCAUCAUCGCUGUCAAAUGAAGAAUAUUCCAUUAGCAAUUGUUGUGGCAACCACUGAUUUAUUGCUGUUGUAGCAGCAAACACAUUCCCCAUGCAUCUACGGGGAGUCUUGCUGGAGUGAUAGUCCUUGGCCGGAUAUAUAGUAAAUCCGGGUUGUUCCGGCAACGUAGUUGUUCCGGCAACCGACUGUCGGGGGAACGGAUUCCUUCUUAUUUUUCGCUGUCUAUAUCUGCCAAAUUUAUUGCCAAGUUAGUUAAUAACCAAGAAGUACAAACAACAAUAAAAUAUACCGUCAACGCUUUCGCUUUGUAUUUCGGAAACUGCAGCAACGGUGACUGGAAACUGUGGUUCAGAAGUACAUACAUACCUCUAUAUCAUUGGCCGAUUCCUAUUUAAUAUUUUAUAUGACUUCAAAUAAACUUUAAAAAUUUUAUCUGAAACAUAUUUACUUGCAUUCUCCAUUCUAAUCACAAUUUAUUUUCAUUUAAAUUUGGAACGUUCACUCAAUUCGCAAAUUUGAAUUCGUGUUUAUUUUUACUUUGCGAUCAGCUGUUUUUCUUACUUGCAAAUUCUUAUAAGUAAAAAUUUAUCCAGCAAAAACUUGCAACUUCCCCUAAAAAUGAAAUGUCAUUUUGCGCUCUCACUUUCCCCUACUUCGCAAGUUUUUUGAGUGCCUGAACACCAACACCAACAAUUGUUACAAAUUAUUUGCUUCAUGAACAGACUUAUCUCCAUCCAAUUGUGUCGCAAUGAACUUCUUAUGCGAUACUGCACAUUUUUUAAGCCAAGGCAUAGACUUCUGAUUCUACUCAACUUCAUAGUAAAAAGACCGAGUUUAGUUUGCAGGAACAAUCUAGUUGAUAAAUUAAUCUUUGUUUUCGCUACUCAGAUUCAAAAGCUCGCGUGAACAGACGUCGUUCUGUUGCUUCCAAAGCAGCGUAGCCAAGAUGUAUUAAAGGAAAGAGAUUGACUCGCGUUAUUUGGUAGCCAGCGUUAGGCGUUUAUCUGUUGAAAAUUGUAGAGUGAGAAUUGCAGAAUGAAAAAAAGGAAAAACAUCGGAAAUUCAAAUUGAUUGGGCAAUAUUUAUUUAUUUUUUUUUUGUGGAUAGUAACAUUCUUGACAUUUAUUUUUAAAGUUAAUCCCUUUCAAAUAAUCCCCCAGUUGCGCCGUAAUUCAGCCAUGCGUAAACUCCAAUUUUGAGUGACUCGCUGGAGAGCUUCCGUCGGUAUUUCGUGAAUAACUUUAGUAAUGUUGGCUUCCAAUGCCUUAAUCGAAGCUGGCUUAUCCGCAAAGAAUUUAAAUUUUACCCCCACAAUAAAAGUCCAAAGAUGUGAUAUCACUCGAUCUUGGUGGCCAAUCCACUGGUCCGAGACGAGAGACGGCGCAGUAAUUGCAUUGAUUCAAAGUACCUCCAAUCUGAUCACCCUUUACAACUGUAUAUUUUGUUUGCGAAUAGUUCGCAUAUCAUAAUAGGAUUUAAAUUAACAGUAACAGACAAAUUUGCGAUCUCUAAGUUAACAAUGUCAGUGUGGCUAUCAUCUGUUCUUCACACGACAUUGGUGUGAGCAUUUUCGCCACCAAUCUAGCGCUGAUCUUAGAAUUUAAAUAUGGAUACUUCGUAGGGCAUUGAC